AUGGAAACCAAGGCUAAUGAAGAUAUUAGCAAACGUUUGUAUGAAGAUUUUGAACCUUAUUGUAAAUGGAUCACAAAUGAAGGACAAAAGAUCCUUGAGGUUGAUUUGAAAGGUUUCAAAAAAGAGCAACUUAAGGUUCAAACCAACAAUAAAGGGGUUCUAAAAAUUUAUGGAGAAAAACCUCUAAGUGCAUCUAGUAAGAAGAAAUGGAGUCGUUUCCAUAAAGAAAUUAGGGUUUCAAAAGAUUGUGAAAUGAGUGGGAUUCAAGCAAAGUUUUCUCAAGGGAUUCUUUCUAUUGUGUUGCCAAAAAGUGAAGCAACUCAACAUGCGAAAGAUGUUGCAACCAUAGAGAAGCAUUCAUUAUGGGGUGUGCAAAAGAGAAAAAGAACCACCAUUCAAAUCGUGCUUGGAAUAGUGGCUGUGGUUGCACUAGGGACUUAUGUGGCAAGAAUAUUAGGAAAUAAACACCAUUAUGAUGCAUUUGAUAAUGUUAAUGUUGUGAAUAUUUAA
This is a messenger RNA of Vicia faba (fava bean), 510 nucleotides long. Lineage: Eukaryota; Viridiplantae; Streptophyta; Magnoliopsida; Fabales; Fabaceae. The record is from the annotation of a GenBank genome assembly.